Pogoniulus pusillus (Red-fronted tinkerbird) is the source of this 2856-nucleotide messenger RNA. It is a transcript of the gene DTX1, whose product is annotated as deltex E3 ubiquitin ligase 1. Gene Ontology annotation, cellular component: nucleoplasm. Gene Ontology annotation, molecular function: ubiquitin protein ligase activity; zinc ion binding. The coding region runs from base 639 to 2474 and encodes 611 amino acids. Gene Ontology annotation, biological process: protein ubiquitination; Notch signaling pathway. The record is from RefSeq and is a predicted model, not a curated record. The transcript is spliced from 10 exons. Lineage: Eukaryota; Metazoa; Chordata; Aves; Piciformes; Lybiidae.
AACCGGUGCCCGUCGCUGCCUGACGCUGCCGGAGCGCUGCCGCCGCCCGGUCCCGCUCCCGCCGCUGCCGCCGCCGUCGCCGUUGCUGCUCCCGGUGCGGCUGCGGGUCCCGCUGCGGCUGCGGCUGCCGGAGGUGACCCCCCCACUCCUUUGCCACCAGUGAGGUGCUGGGUGGUGGGCACAGCUGUGGAGCCAGCCGAGGCAUAGGUGGUGGGACACAAGGAGGAGGAGGGGGUGUCGUGGGGACAGCACCUUGGCGUGUGUCCCCGUCAUCAUCUGCAGCCACCAGCCGCCCUUCAGCCGGCCUCACCCGAGGGGGUCCUAGUGGCUUUUUGGAGCCUGAGCCUUGCCAGCGUUGUGAGGAGGAGGAGGAGGAGGAAGGGCCGAAGAAGACGUUGCCGGGUGAUGGAUGGCCCCAGCCCGGCGCAGUGGCCUCGGGAGAGCAGCCCCAGGCAGCUUGGGGCCCGUGGGGACCUGGCUGGCAGCACCCUCCUCUGCAGAGCCCCGCAGCCUCUGCUCUGCUGAGCUCCACAGCCUGCAGGCAGCGGCAGCCAGCAGCAGGGUUUGGAGGGGCUGAGGGUGACCCCCGCGUCCCCGUGCCGGGGCAUGGCUCGGGACUGAGCCGCCGAGCCCCCGACAUGGCACGGCAGGGCUCGGGGGCCAUGCUGGCCUCCGGGGGCUUGGGCUUCCCUCCCCAGAACCUGGCCCGGGUGGUGGUGUGGGAGUGGCUGAACGAGCACGGGCGCUGGCGGCCCUACUCCGCGGCUGUCUGCCACCACAUCGAGAACGUGCUGAAGGAGGAUGCCCGCGGCAGCGUGGUGCUGGGCCAGGUCGACGUCCAGCUGGCACCCUACGUCAUCGACCUCCAGUCCAUGCACCAGUUCCGGCAGGACACGGGGACCAUGCGCCCCGUCCGGAGGAACUUCUACGACCCCUCCUCAGCCCCGGGGAAGGGCAUCGUGUGGGAAUGGGAGAACGACAACAACUCCUGGACGCCCUACGACAUGGACAUCUGCAUCACCAUCCAGAACGCCUACGAGAAGCAGCACCCCUGGCUGGACCUCUCCUCCCUGGGCUUCUGCUACCUCAUCUACUUCAGCAGCAUGUCGCAGAUGAACAGGCAAACGCAGCGCAAGCGCCGGCUGCGGCGCCGCAUGGACCUGGCCUACCCUCUCACCAUGGGCUCCAUCCCCAAGUCUCAGUCGUGGCCGGUGGGCACCAGCACGGGGACGCCCUGCUCCUGCCCUCAGUGCCUGCUGGUCAACAGCACCCGCGCCGCCUCCAACGCCAUCCUGGCGUCCCAGCGCCGAAAGCUCUACCCGGGAGCCGUCCGCCAGAGCAGCACCUUCGCCGGGGGGGCUCUGUGGCCGGCGGGGACGGGGACGGUGGCGGGUGGCACGGCUAAGGGUGAGGGGCUGCGGGUGCCCAACGGGGCGUUCAGCCCCAGCCAGAGCCUGCCGGCCGGGGCACCGCUCUCCGGGCUCAACAACCUCAACCAGCCUGGCACGCAGCGGGGGGCUGGACUCGGCGCCCGUGCCGCCGUCCCCCCAGGUGUGCCAGCCCUCCCGGUGAAGAACCUGAAUGGCACUGGCCCUGUCCAUCCUGCCCUGGCAGGCAUGACUGGCAUCCUGAUGUGUGCCGCUGGGCUGCCCGUCUGCCUGACCCGUGCCCCCAAGCCCAUCCUGCACCCGCCGCCCGUCAGCAAGAGUGACAUCAAGCCUGUGCCUGGCAUCAAUGGCAUCUGCAGGAAGACCAAAAAGAAGCACCUCAAAAAGAGCAAGACCCCCGAGGACGUGGUGCGUCGCUACAUCCAGAAGGUGAAGAACCCCCCAGAUGAGGACUGCACCAUCUGCAUGGAGCGGCUGGUCACCUCCUCUGGCUACGAGGGUGUCCUCAGCCACGGGGGCAUCAAGCCGGAGCUGGUGGGCAAACUGGGCAAGUGUGGGCACAUGUACCACCUCCUCUGCCUCCUGGCCAUGUACAACAAUGGCAACAAGGAUGGCAGCCUGCAGUGCCCCACCUGUAAGGCCAUUUAUGGAGAGAAGACGGGCACACAGCCCCCGGGGAAGAUGGAAUUCCACCUCAUCCCUCACUCCCUCCCUGGUUACACCGACUCCAAAACCAUCCGGAUCGUCUACGACAUUCCCACCGGCAUCCAGGGCCCGGAGCAUCCCAAUCCUGGGAAGAAGUUCACAGCUCGAGGCUUCCCCCGGCACUGCUACCUGCCCGACAACGAGAAGGGACGGAAGGUGCUGAAGCUGCUGAUCGUGGCCUGGGACCGGCGACUCAUCUUCACCAUCGGCACCUCCAACACCACGGGCGAGUCGGACACGGUAGUGUGGAACGAGAUCCACCACAAGACCGAGUUUGGCUCCAACCUGACUGGCCACGGCUACCCCGACCCCAACUAUCUGGACAACGUCCUGGCUGAGCUGAUGGCCCAGGGAGUCUCCGAGGCCAAUCUGAAGGACUGAGGCAAGGGCGAGGGGCUCCCACCAGCCCCCUCGCCCCCACCCCCCCCCGCCCGUGCCACCCACCGCCCGUGCUGCUUCGCUGCCGACGCCGCAGCCCUGCCGGCUGGGCUUGUUCCCCCAUCCUGGGCCACCCUGUGCCACCUGCCCCAUGUCCCCGUGUCUGUCCCCCCCCGGCCCCGUCCCAUUUGCCCUCUCCCGUGGCCAUAGCAUCGUGGGCUGGUGCUUUUCUUUUUUUCUACCCGUGGCCUCUCCGUGCGUCAGCCGCCCGUGCCACCCGUGCCACCCUCUGCCGCCUCACGGAACCGCGCACAGCCGGUGCCAUGUGUACAUCUCUGUGUUACAGAAUACACCCUCUGCUGGGCCACUGGCCCCAGCGUGUCCC